Molecule: messenger RNA, 934 nt
Organism: Salvelinus sp. IW2-2015
Lineage: Eukaryota; Metazoa; Chordata; Actinopteri; Salmoniformes; Salmonidae
Product: CD83 antigen
Source: RefSeq, a predicted model, not a curated record
UUUCCCGCAGAUUUUGGCCUUUCUCUUCCUCUCUUACUUUCACUUUGACGGCUACUUUUACUUUUAUAUUCUAGUAGGAUAUAUCUACGCCUUGAAUUAGACAGCGAAAUUUAGAAAACGCUGUGCUGCUGAACAAAAAAUGCGUACCCUAGUCUUUCUCCAUGCCUUUGCACUAGUUUGCGUACACAGCAGGAUUAUGAAGGAUGUUGAAAAUAUAAGGUCGAUAUGCGGCGAGGAUUCGGUUCUGAGAUGUAAAGCAAAUUCUGUACCUGGGGUCAAGUACCGGUCAGUGAGGUGGUACAAGCUGGGUGAGGAGCCCUAUAAUAAGGAGUCUGGUCUAUUGAUGAAGAGGCUAUCACCUAACAGCACCACCCUAUGGUACGCAGGCCUGGAGCGUAAAGUGGAACUUUUGGCUGAUAAUUCUUUUGAUAUCUUCCUGCCCAAUGUAACGGCUGUUGAUAGCGGGAGGUACAAGUGUCUCCUGGCAGCACCUGUAGGAGAGCAGAACCAGGAGGGCCAGGUUCACCUCAGAGUGACAGGUUGCCUUUACAAUAAGUCCACAGACCAAUCAGAAAGCAAUACCAUCCUAGUUCUUUCCAUUGUGGGGCUUGUGGCAGCAUUGCUGAUAUUCACCAUCAGCUAUGUAACCGUUAUGAAUAUGUUACCACCAAGGAUCAAGAAGAAUCCACAAGAACAACUUCUAGAUGCACCCUUUGAGAAGAAGGAUUUCAUGUUGAUCUACACUCCGGGGCCAAACUGGUCAGGACAGGCUUCCAAAAAACAUGUCUGUGUGUGAGAGCCUGUUCUGCUAGUUUGGGCUCAUUGUAUACUUGAAUGAGGAAAGGCAGAGAAAGAGUAGUGCACUUUUGAAGCUGAGCAAGGAGCCAAAGAGUCAUGUCUACUUUCCAGAGAGUUCACAUCUAGAGCAGAUGGA